Molecule: messenger RNA, 1705 nt
Organism: Lutzomyia longipalpis
Lineage: Eukaryota; Metazoa; Arthropoda; Insecta; Diptera; Psychodidae
Product: CD151 antigen-like
Exons: 8
Coding region: 776-1564 (262 amino acids)
Cellular component (GO): membrane
Source: RefSeq, a predicted model, not a curated record
AUACAAUAUUCUAGUAGAAAAAACUCCAGAUGAUGGUAUAUAUUCACUAUGGGAGUUUAUAAUAAGAUUCAACGAUCCUUCCUAAAUGAUUAAAAAAUCGUAUAACAGGAAAUGGGAAACAUGGUAAAAAUAUUGAAUAAAUCCAUAAAAUUUGGUAAUUUCUCGUGGUGAUCUUCCUGGGUGUUAUACAUGUGGGUUCAUCCAGAAAUCGUCAACAAUUAAAUUUAUUUCCCACUGUGUACGCGCAACAUAAUGGCUCAAUUAAGAUCACUGAACAAGAGACGGUGUUGUGCUUUUCUUCUUCAUCAUGGCAAUUAAUUAACGCAGAAAAGCGGUCUUGUGGACUUGUAGGAGGCACACAAUACGCCAGAUGAUCACGAGAGACUGAUCUGUGUGGAUCAGCAUCACUCUUAAAGGGGAGAUCUUGUGCGAUCUUACAGUGUGUGGAUCACAGUGUUGUACAAAGUGUGGGAAGUGAUCGUGAGGAUCAUUCUGUGAUCACGGUGUGGGUGAGCCUUUUUACACGAUCAUCAAUCAUUUUGGUGGCAAAUUGUGCCAAUUUGCUGUCAUGUGAGGUGCACAGAGGUGACUUAAUGAAUCAGUUGUGUGUAAACAAUGAUCCAUGUGAAAAUAUAAGUCACAAGCGACUUGACUGAAGAAUGAGAAACUAAGCUGGGCAAGAGGUAAAGAAUCUCUCCUGAAAGGUGCCAAAAAGUGUGGAGGAGUGAAAAUGUGGUCAUAUUGAGUGCGAACGUGAGACCCCCAUCGUGAGAUCAUGAGCAGAAAGCAAAGGCAUCAGAGGCACAAGACGCGCGAUUCUGACUGCUGGAGCAUCAAUUUUCUCAAAUAUGUUUUGCACAUCUUCAACAUCAUAUUUUUCAUGUCAGGGAUCAUCGUGGCAGGAGUGGCUGUAUGGACAAUCUUCUGGCGACACAAGUACAUCUCCCUCCUCUCAACGUUUAGCUACGCUUUUGGCGCCUACGCAUUCAUUGUUGCCGGCAUUUUGGCCAUUGCAGGCGGCAUUUGGGGAUGCUGCGGUAUUUGGCGGGAACAACGUGCCAUGAUCCUCUGCUACACCUUCAUCUUACUCGUGACUCUCUGCUUGGAAGCAGCCGGUGGCUCCAUAGCUUACCUCUACAACACACUCCUUGACGAUGAUCUCAGCUUUAGUCUCAACGAGACAUUCCUCACGAGCUAUGCAAUUGAUCAGGGCAGAACCAAAGCAAUUGAUCAGAUGCAGCAAGAGUACAAAUGCUGUGGUGCUGUGAGAUUUGAGGAUUGGAAGAGGAGUACGUGGUUAUCAGGUGCGGAAGAUGAAUUAAUAUUCCCACCUGAGGAUCGGUUGGUUCCUGAUUCUUGCUGCAUUUCUGCAUCAUACCUCUGUGGUCUUCGUGAUCAUCCUAGCAAUAUUUACUACACGGGCUGCAUCUACCAAAUGUCAGAAGAUCUGAGGCACCAUCUCAUCAUCCUAGGAACAAUGGCAGCUGGUGCGAGUAUGAUUCCUAUCUUUGGAAUGAUCAUAUCCUGCUGUUUGUACGUAAAGCUUUACAAAUUCAUUGGCUAAGAAAUGGUCAUGAUGGUUUUUAAUUAAUAUAGAAAAGUUAUAAUGUUCACUUUGAUCUGGAAACUAAACGAAAAUCUAUAAUUUAUUGUUGUGUCAUUUAAUUCAUGUGAAUAAUAUUGAAUAAAAUGUUUCUUUAUUCUA